AUGAUUAGGGGUAGUUAUAUAAUUGGUUGUGUUCAAUGUGCCAAAGGACGUUUCAUUAUACGGGGAUUGAACAAUUUGAAUCGUGCUAUAAAUGGGGAUAAAGUGGCGAUUGUGGAGAUAAAAGAUUCUUCUACAACUGAAGCUGAAAGUGAUAUAGAUGAUGAUAUAAUUGGCCUAGACGGGGGAGGAGAAGAUGGUGAAAUAGUUAACUAUUGUUGUGGCUCUAAUGAUGAAUUGUUGGGCCGCGUAGUUGGCAUUAUAUCUCGGAAUUUCAGAGAAAUUGCUGGGUCAUUACAGCCCCUGCAGUUAUCAUCAUCGACCAACAGCAGGAUCUUUAUGCCCAUUGACUCUAGAAUCCCCUUCAUAAACAUAAAGACGAGAAUGUCCAAAGAACUGGAGGGGAAGCGAAUUACAGUCAAAAUUGCAGAUUGGCCAGCCGACUCAAAGAGACCGAAUGGUUACUGGGUCAGAAUAUUGGGUGAUAUUGGCCAUGUAGACGUUGAGACUUGGGCUAUUCUCAUUGAAAAUUCAAUUACAGUUGACGAAUUUUCCGAUUCUGCACAUAAAGAACUUCCUUUAUCUAGUUGGAUUGCUGAGCCACAAUCUGGUAGAAUUGAAUGGACUGAUACCACUGUAUCAGUUGACCCUCCUGGUUGUACAGAUAUAGAUGAUGCCCUUAGUUACAAAAAGAUCGAAAAUAAUCUAAGAAUUGGAGUACAUAUAGCAGAUGUAUCUCACUUUGUCAAAGAUGGCAGUGCCCUGGAUAUGGAGGCGUCAAAGCGUUGCAACACCGUAUAUCUAGUUGACAGGAGACAUGAAAUGUUGCCUGAGUUAUUAACUAGUAAUAUAUGUUCUCUAAGAUCUAAUGUGCACAGGUACGCAUUUAGCGUAAUUUGGACCAUGGAUUUAGAGGGUAAUAUUUUGGACACCAAAUUCACAAAGUCAAUCAUAUGUAGCAGUGCAUCACUCACUUACGAACAAGCUCAUCAGAUCAUCCAAGGCCAUAUAUCCGUUUCCAGUGAAGUUAAGGAAUCUUUAACGGGUCUACUAGAAAUUUCCGCUAAACUUAGGCAAAAGAGGAUUGAAAAGGGAGCUUUGGAAUUGGCAUCGGCCGAAGUAUCAUUUGAUUAUGAUGAAUCAUCACAGAUUAGGGGAUUGAGACCGUAUAAGCUUUAUCCUACGAAUCAGAUGGUAGAAGAAUUCAUGUUACUGGCGAAUACUAGCGUGGCAAAGAAACUAACUAAUACCUUCCCCUGUACCAUAAUACGGCGACAUCCUCUUCCACAAUUGGACAAACUGGAAGAGCUAAACAACACAUUGAAGUCUUGCGGAUUUGGCCAACUCAGAUACAAUAACUCAAAGGAGCUAAAUGAAUCUUUACAGAACAUAUCACGAAAACACCCGCAUAUAGAAAGGAUUUUGCGCAUUUUGAGCACUAGAUGCAUGUCACAGGCUGUGUAUUCCAAUUCUAAGGAUGUACCAAGGCUCGAGUGGCAUCAUUAUGGGCUAUGCGUGGAUGUAUAUACUCAUUUUACCUCGCCCAUUAGGCGAUACGCAGAUAUUUUAGUUCAUAGGCUACUGGAGGCAGCUCUUGAAAUCUCCACAAUACCAGAAGGGUGGAAUAGAAAGUUGACAGAAUCUUGUGACCACAUGAAUGAUAAGUGUUUCGCUUCCAAACGUUCUUCGCGUGCUUCAAUUGAAUUAUUUUCGUACUAUUUGUUUAAGAAAUCAGGCCCUAAAGUUACCAAAGGCAUAGUUACAGCACUACGUAACAGCGGAAUCACCGUAAUGUGCCCAGAAUUCGGAAUACAAGUAUUUGCAUCAAGUGCAAAUAAGACGAGGCCAUAUAAGUUAUUCGACCAGAUAGACGUAAAGCUGGAAUCACAUGAUAGAUUUUCGAGGUUUUCAGUGAUUGCUACUGUUUGA
Babesia microti strain RI is the source of this 1926-nucleotide messenger RNA. Its product is annotated as exosome complex exonuclease DIS3/RRP44. The transcript has 3 exons. Gene Ontology annotation, molecular function: 3'-5'-RNA exonuclease activity; endonuclease activity; RNA binding. Gene Ontology annotation, cellular component: nuclear exosome (RNase complex); cytoplasmic exosome (RNase complex). The coding region runs from base 1 to 1926 and encodes 641 amino acids. The record is from RefSeq and is a predicted model, not a curated record. Gene Ontology annotation, biological process: rRNA catabolic process. Lineage: Eukaryota; Apicomplexa; Aconoidasida; Piroplasmida; Babesiidae.